Colletotrichum phormii is the source of this 794-nucleotide messenger RNA. RefSeq lists its product as uncharacterized. The coding region runs from base 183 to 497 and encodes 104 amino acids. NCBI's taxonomy places the organism in Eukaryota, Fungi, Ascomycota, Sordariomycetes, Glomerellales, Glomerellaceae. The record is from RefSeq and is a predicted model, not a curated record. The transcript is spliced from 2 exons.
UAUCUAUCCGUUCUCACCGGUUCUUGCAUAUUGCAGUUAUGCGGAUAAGCAAGUUUCAGGUGCCUUUUAUCCGGGCACAGGCGUCAAUCUAACACACUUAUCCCCAUUCAUUAUGCCACUGCUGACCAUACUGAAGAUCUGUCACUGGGGCUCCUGCUUGGCUGCCAUGUCAGCCUCAUCCUAUGAUUGCCAGGCAUCGACCAAGCAAGAGCGUCUUAAAUGUACGUGAGAUGUCUCUGUGGCUGUUCAUGGGCGCACAGUCUUGGCUCGUUUCUGGUACGACGGGGCUUCAGCCUUUAAGCCAGAAGACAAUGCUAAACGGCUGGCCUGAGGCCCCGCAAAGCUUCGGGCCCAUCCACCACAUCUUUCCCAAGACGCCCAAGACGCCCAAGACUCCCCCGCAAACCCCCAGGCCAGGACAGUGUUACAGGAUACGCCAGCCAUAUAUGGGUUCAGGAGGCACACCUAGGUUGAACAAACCCGUGCUGCGCUCUUAGUACGCAAAAUAUAUAUACCCCUGAUCAGAAGCUAGAAGUCUAUUCAGUUAUCUAUAACAAGACUAAGCCCGCCCACACUAACCGGCACUUUCUUAACCAUUCAUAGAUCAACACCACCUAGGCCGGACUGUGAUUUCUCCCAUCUCUUCCAAGUCAUGUGCCCUGCCAUACGCAUCGAGAUAAUCGAAUAAGUCGACGGGGAAUCUCCAAGGAGGGUCUUACUGUGGGCAGUACACACUGCUCAUCUGGAUCAGCGAGGCAAGCAAUGAGGCAAUACGACUGGUAUUGUAGGUUGGU